UUGCCUUUAUCUGGGUUCUGGCCGUGGCCAGCUCCAUUAUCAUGUCUGCCGCUGCCGCGCGCCCCACUGCAGCCAUCUCCAGUAGUAGCAGCUCGCAGACGACGAAUAACAAAGUUAUUGAGGCGCAAUGGCACGGCCAUCAUUAUGACGGUCAUCACAACGGUCACGGUGGUGAACAUCAGCGCAAGUUGUGAAUGAACCGCCAUAUCGAUGGAGCUAGCGGGAU
Linum tenue is the source of this 226-nucleotide messenger RNA. Lineage: Eukaryota; Viridiplantae; Streptophyta; Magnoliopsida; Malpighiales; Linaceae. The record is from the annotation of a GenBank genome assembly.